AUGGUACAAAGUAUCGCUCAGAAAUGUAUACUUAACCAAAAUACUGCUCAAAAAUUCCGGCGUAUGCAAAUUAUACGUCCAGUUCUGGGAGUGACAAUAAUAGUUACAGCAGUUUGCGGGGGUAUUGAAAAUCAACUUCAGGUAGAAGAAGAAGAAAUACCUCCAGUUUUCUUAAACAUGCUAAGAAAUAAUUGUCUGAACAAGAUGGUACUUUCAACCAAUAAAUACGGUACUCAGUGCUCAUAA
This is a messenger RNA of Heterobilharzia americana, 246 nucleotides long. The record is from the annotation of a GenBank genome assembly. NCBI's taxonomy places the organism in Eukaryota, Metazoa, Platyhelminthes, Trematoda, Strigeidida, Schistosomatidae.